Chrysoperla carnea is the source of this 1810-nucleotide messenger RNA. It is a transcript of the gene Rab14, whose product is annotated as ras-related protein Rab-14. Lineage: Eukaryota; Metazoa; Arthropoda; Insecta; Neuroptera; Chrysopidae. Gene Ontology annotation, biological process: Golgi to endosome transport; defense response to bacterium; endocytic recycling. Gene Ontology annotation, cellular component: Golgi apparatus; recycling endosome; phagocytic vesicle. Gene Ontology annotation, molecular function: GTP binding; GTPase activity. The transcript has 4 exons. Bases 156 to 803 code for a protein of 215 amino acids. The record is from RefSeq and is a predicted model, not a curated record.
UUUCUGUGGGUAGGGAAACAUUCACGUCAAAUCAAGGCUAAACACAAAAUAAUUGUACGUCACAUAACAAAAAAAAAAUAUUCCUCUUUACUCAAUCAAAAUAAUUAUUUAUUGUUUUUAGUCGUUUUAGUCAAGUUUUAAAUAAAGGAAGCGAAAUGUCCGCAGGACCAUAUAAUUAUUCUUAUAUUUUUAAAUAUAUCAUCAUAGGGGAUAUGGGGGUUGGAAAAUCUUGCCUGUUACACCAAUUCACGGAAAAAAAAUUUAUGGCAGAUUGCCCACACACAAUUGGUGUAGAAUUUGGUACGAGAAUAAUUGAAGUAUCUGGACAAAAAAUUAAAUUGCAAAUCUGGGACACUGCUGGUCAGGAACGUUUCAGAGCUGUAACACGAUCAUAUUAUCGUGGUGCAGCUGGUGCUUUGAUGGUAUAUGAUAUCACACGUCGUUCUACUUACAAUCAUUUAAGUAGUUGGUUAACUGAUACUAGAAAUUUAACAAAUCCAAGUACAGUAAUAUUUUUAAUUGGUAACAAAUGUGAUUUGGAGGGACAACGUGAUGUUACAUAUGAGGAGGCAAAAAAAUUCGCUGAUGAAAAUGGAUUAAUGUUUGUCGAAGCUAGUGCUAAAACGGGUCAUAAUGUCGAAGAAGCAUUUUUGGAAACAGCUAAGAAAAUAUAUCAAAGUAUUCAAGAUGGCCGCUUGGACUUAAAUGCAGCUGAAUCAGGUGUUCAACAUAAGCCGUCUCAACCAGGUCGUAACACAGUCCUGAAUGACCAACAAACCAACAAAGAUAACUGUGCCUGUUAACUAUAACAUUAUAGGAAAUCAAACACUCACAGCUAUGAAAACAAAAAUAUAACGUUGGGAAGAAAACAUUUAAGAUCAUUCAUAUACAGGGAUAGAUAUUUACAGUUCUUAGGACUGUAUUUUCAUUCCCUUAUAUUGCAGUUAAAUUAAUGAUCAUUUAUCCAUAAUAUACAUAUGUGUUUCAUUUCAAGAAAAAUGGCUAAACAUUCCACUAAAUGUUGUUUUCUUUUUCGUUCAUUGCAAAUUUUCUUAGAAAAUUUUAUUUUAAAGAAAUGCAUCCAAAUUAUAUUAGUCUUUUGUUUUUGGUGAUUGUUCGAUGGGUAAAUGGUCAUUUUUCAUAUUCUAGUUUUUUUUUCGAUACGUUUAUUAUUUUUCUUUGAUGAUAAGAAAAUAUGUAGAGAAAAAUGCGACAAGUUUCUUCUCUUAAUAUAUUUAAAAAUAUAUAAAUAUUUUUUAUUGACAAAUAUGUUUUUAAUUUCUAAAAAAAAUUUUGUUAUAUAAAGUAUUAGAAAAGGUUAAUUUAGCCUUUUUCACAUUUUUAUUAAAGUGUAAAAUUCGCUAGAGAUUGGACCAAGUGAACCACUACAUAUAGCUAAUAUUUAAAUUAUUAUUUUAAUUCAUUCCUUGCACUACUUUCUCCAUAACUGACAACCAGCAAAAUUUGUAUAAUUCAAUCUAUCUAUGCACGGAGCGAAUAAAAAGUUAAAAUUCAUAAAGAUUUUCAUUAAAUUAAUACCAAAUAAUUAUUUUUUGAAAUUUUUAAUUGUUUAAAAUAAUUAAUACAUGUCAUAUUUAGUUAUUUGUGGUAGUACAUCUUGUGCACCUCUCGUGAAUUUUAUAUCUAGCUGAAAAUAUGAAGAAGGGGCUAACUGAUUGUUCAGUGCUAAAAUAUUAUAAAUUAUUUAAAAGAUUUCACAAACUACUUUGAGUUCAUUAUAUAUUUUGCAACGCUGAUGUUUCCUAUAGACUUUUUUUCGUUUUAUCAACAAUUAGUGUAAUAAUUAAUA